UGUCCUUCCUCGCUCCUUCCUCCCCUGCAACAUCGCCAUCAGGCCCAUCACCACCUCGCCCCUGCCUCUUUUUAGCCUCCCUCCUCAGCCGUCCCCCAAUCGUUCCAAGAAUGCUUAAUCAAUCCCAUUUGCCUCCCGCCGCCGCAUUAGAGCAGCGGCCGCCGCCAUUAACGUCCAUGGAGGCCCAGAAAGAGGAGGAGAAGAAUCUCAAAAUUGGGACGCCGGCUCUGGCGCCGUCGAGCUCCGACAAGCGGAUAGACCAGAAACAGCAACCGAAGAAGAAGUACGUAAAGCAGGUGACGGGGCGGCAUAAUGACACCGAGCUCCACCUCGCUGCGCGGCGAGGCGACCUGGCGGCCGUGCUUCGGAUCCUCGCCAACGUGGCCGAGCAGAUGGAGGAGGGAGAGGUGGUUGACAAGAUGGCGGCGGAGAUGACCGCGGUCGUGCAGGAGACGAACGUGUUCGGGGAGACGGCUCUGUUCACGGCGGCGGAGAAGGGGCACCUCGCCGUGAUGGCGGAGCUACUCAAGUACGCCGACAAGAAUUGCCUGCUGCGGAAGAACAGGUCCGGUUUCGACGCUUUCCACGUCGCCGUCAAAGAAGGACGUCAAGACGUCGUGGAGUUGCUGCUUCGCCACGAUCCGCUCCUCAGCAAGACCUUCGGGCCGUCGAACACCACCCCUUUGAUCUCGGCGGCGUCGAGAGGGCACACCGAGGUGAUCAAGCAGCUGCUCGCGCAGGAGGUGAGCAUGGUGGAGGUGGCGAAGCGGAACGGGAAGAACGCCCUGCACUUCGCCGCCCGGCACGGCCACGCCGCCGCGGUGACGGCUCUGCUGGAGAAGGACCCGCAGCUGGCCCGGAGGACGGACGCGAAAGGGCAGACGGCGCUGCACAUGGCCGCCAAGGGCCGCGACCAUGACGUGAUAACAGCGAUCGUGGACGCCGAUCCCGCCAUUGUUAUGAUGCCGGACAAGUUCGGGAACACGGCGUUGCAUGUCGCCACCAGAAAGAAGAGAGCAGAGAUAGUGAAUCUUCUUCUUCUACUGCCCGACACGCACGUCAACGCCCUGACGAGGGAGCACAAGACGGCGUACGACAUGGUCGACGAACUGACGUUCUCCGAUGAGUCCGCAGCCAUCCGCGAGAUCCUCUCCCGCCACGGCGCGCUGCGCGCACAAGACCUCAACCAACCCCGCGACGGCGAGCUCCGCCGCGCCGUCAAGGAGAUCAAGCACGACGUGCUCACCCAGCUGGAGCAGAGCCGGAAGACGAACCGCAAUGUCCACGGCAUUGCCAAGGAGCUCCGCAAGCUCCACCGCGACGGCAUCGCCAACGCCACCAACUCCGUCACCGUCGUCGCCGUCCUCUUCGCUUCCGUCGCCUUUGCCUCCAUCUUCGCGGUCCCCGGCGGCAGCGACGACCGCAACGGCGCGGCCGUCGCCGCCCGCGGCACCCCUUUUCGCGUCUUCUUCCUCUCCAACGCAGCUGCUCUGUUCACGUCGCUGGCGGUGGUCGUGGUGCAGAUCACGGUGGUGCGGCGGGAGACCAGGGCGGAGAGGAGGGUGGUGGAGGUGAUCAACAAGCUCAUGUGGCUGGCGUCGGUGUGCACCACCGUGGCCUUCCUGUCGGCGGCGUACAUCGUAGUGGGACGGAGGGUGCGGUGGGCGGGGGUGCUGGUGACGGUGAUCGGCGGCGCCAUCAUGGCCGGGGUGCUCGCCGCCAUGACGUACUUCGUGGUGAAGUCGAAGCGGCUUCGACGGAGCAGGCGAAGGGAGAAGUCGUCGACGGCGACGAGGAUAAGCUCCGUUUCGUGGCAUCGCGACUUCUCCGAUUCCGAUCAGUUCCAUCCCGUUUAUGCCAUUUAAUUCAUUAAUUUAUUUAUCAAUUAUUAAAAACAAUUUAAAAUUUUAAAAAAUAUAUUUAAUUUGUUUCUUGAAUCCGAGUAUCCGGCGACCUGUAGAACUGCCGUCAGCCCGUAAGGGUGAUAAAUUAGGAAGGGCUUCAUCCGACACCCUUUGUAUGAAUUUCCGGAUGUAAAAUAAAAAUAUAAUAAUAUUAUUAUAAUAGAGGAAUAAGUUUAUUUGAUUGUUGA
Molecule: messenger RNA, 2092 nt
Organism: Zingiber officinale
Lineage: Eukaryota; Viridiplantae; Streptophyta; Magnoliopsida; Zingiberales; Zingiberaceae
Product: ankyrin repeat-containing protein ITN1-like
Exons: 4
Coding region: 111-1865 (584 amino acids)
Cellular component (GO): plasma membrane
Molecular function (GO): protein phosphatase regulator activity; protein phosphatase 1 binding
Source: RefSeq, a predicted model, not a curated record